Molecule: messenger RNA, 660 nt
Organism: Sporothrix schenckii 1099-18
Lineage: Eukaryota; Fungi; Ascomycota; Sordariomycetes; Ophiostomatales; Ophiostomataceae
Exons: 1
Coding region: 1-660 (219 amino acids)
Biological process (GO): vacuolar proton-transporting V-type ATPase complex assembly
Cellular component (GO): Vma12-Vma22 assembly complex; extrinsic component of endoplasmic reticulum membrane
Source: RefSeq, a predicted model, not a curated record
AUGACAUCCGAAUCCAUUGACGGGCUGCUGGCCCGGUACCUGGGCCUGCUCCACGAGUAUACCGAGCUGCGCGGCCAGCUGUCCACCCACCAGGCCAGCAUGUUUGGCAACUUGGCCCGCGCCAACUUUUCCGCCGAGCGCGGAUUCCGCUACGGCCCAGACCACUUCGAUGGGCGGAUGCAAGCCCUUGUGCGGCUGAAUAUCGCGGAAGACAGCAGGGGCACCAAGCCAGUGGCCGCGUCGUUCGCAGUGACGCGGCCCAGGAAGGGGGCCAAGGCCGACGUCACGGACAAGGAGAGCAAGGAAAGCCUGGACCUGGAGAGCGAUGAGAAAAAGUACGAAGAAGAAGAUGCAGACAACACGACGACAAGGCCAAUUUCCAGGAAGAGCAACCAAACGAAGAAGCCUUCCGGCCCACGAGACCCGCUGCAGUGGUUUGGCGUGUUGACUCCCAUGGCCUUACGACAGGCCCAGCAGGAGGCCAUUGAGGUCAUUGACAAUAUCGUGCCACGGCUGGCAGCACUCAGUGCCGAAAUGGCCGCUGUGGAGAUCGAAGUGCGGCGAGCGCGCAAGAAGAGGGCGCGGGCGGUCGUCUCGCAGCAGAAGGAUGACAAGAGCUCUGAGACGACGACGAAAAAUGAAGCAGCUGUUUCUGUUUGA